Molecule: messenger RNA, 747 nt
Organism: Fomitiporia mediterranea MF3/22
Lineage: Eukaryota; Fungi; Basidiomycota; Agaricomycetes; Hymenochaetales; Hymenochaetaceae
Exons: 2
Coding region: 1-747 (248 amino acids)
Source: RefSeq, a predicted model, not a curated record
AUGCCUCUCCUAUGCCUUGGAAAGUAUCGGCCUUUCACGGAUCCUAAACGCAUAGAAUCAAUCGAUGCGAAGAAAGCUCCUAUAUGUGACGCACGAGCACGUACCAAAGGUGUUCCGGACUCGUUUCUCGGAGUAAUGCAGACCCUCCCUAGUGAAACUCAGUCUUGCCAGACUUCACCCGAAAAUCAAGUACACACGAAUAAUUUUAAUACUCCUACUACAAAUGAUUCCUACUAUAGUGAUAUCCUCAACAUCCGUUUGGAGACCCCCGAGUCUUUCUGCAGCCAUCUCCAAGCCACGAGGACUCCGCUAGUACCCAACAUACGCUCAAAUGCUGAAGAAGCUAGUCCAGGUCCAUUUGACUUCAGUCAGCAUUACCUGGAACGACAGGGACAUGAAAUAGACACAUCGGCUUCUCUGUCUCACCCAUACUCGGGUUCUAGUACAAUGGCCACUUCUGGGACAUGUACAGAACUAUAUGCUUUUGAUAUGGAAAAUCCUAUCAUCUAUGCGCGUGCUCUUGACAUGUAUGGAAACUUGUCGAACUGUUUAUGUGUGGACCUUCAACUUACUGGUCUUGUUUUCACUAGAGCCCAAAACUUGCCACUCAGCAACAUGAACCUGGGUCUCCUGCAUUCGCACAACGAUCAACCCAGUGUCUAUGCUCCGCAUAUGGAUGCGUAUUUCUAUCCGCACGCGGGCUCGUACGCCUUUCUCGAUCAAAAGUUUGAAGGUCAAGUUUUCUGA